UAAAGGGAGAUGGGGGUGAGCAGUUAAGGAACCGCGAGACCGCCAGGUAGAGAGCUGCCCUUAAUGAGGGAACCUGGAGAAGAGUGUGAGCGUAGUGGGGAAGAAGGGAGAAGACAAAUAGGUUCGGGAAUGUGUCUCCGAGGGCGCGAGCGGGCGCUAGGACCCGGCGUCGAAAAGAUGCGGCUUUCGGGCUGUCGGGGCGCGCGCUCCCGUUGGUGACGCGGGGGUGGCGGAGGUCUCCGGCCGGGACGAAGCCCCGCAGGGAGUGGAUACUCGACAGCCUUCGGCCUCCGCCCGCUUCUCCCUGCGCGCUUUCCUGCUCCCCUUUCCGGCUACAGCCCUGGGGUCGAACUCUGGUCGAAGCGCAUUCCGCCUCUCCUUUGGCCCUACGGCUUCGUUUGCAACCCGCCGCCCACCCUUGCUCUCCGUGGUUUACCCCUGGGCUCUGAGGCCUGGUGGUAGCGGCCACUGCCGCGGAUUGGCUGUUGCGGACCCGGGGCGGGGCAGGUGGGAGAGGCUCGUUCUCCGCGGGUUUCGUUGUGUUUCGCGCCAUGUCGUUUGCUGAGAGCGGGUGGCGGUCGGCUCUGCGGCGCCGCGGUCCCGGCACCCCGGGCCCUGUGGCUCGGCCAUCGUAUUCCUCCUUUACUCAGGGGGACAGCUGGGGUGAAGGCGAAGUCGACGAGGAGGAGGGAUGCGACCAAGUGGCCCGCGACCUGCGGGCGGAGUUCUCGGCUGGGGCGUGGUCAGAGCCCAGAAAGCGCUCGGUGCUCCCGCCGGACGGGGACGGGUCGCCCGUUCUGCCCGAUAAGCGCAAUGGUAUCUUUCUCGCGGCCGCGGGCAGCAGAGCCCAGCCUCGGCGGUGGCCGGUCCAGGUCCUCUCUAUUCUCUGCUCGCUGCUCUUCGCCAUCCUUCUCGCCUUCCUCCUCGCCAUCGCCUACUUGAUCGUUAAAGAGUUGCAUGCUGAGAAUUUGAAAAAUGAAGAUGAUGUAGACACUGGACUAUUAGGAUUCUGGACUCUACUUAUAAUAUCCCUAACUGCUGGAUUCUCCUGUUGCAGCUUUUCUUGGACAGUGACUUACUUUGAUUCUUUUGAACCAGGAAUGUUUCCUCCUACUCCUCUUUCACCUGCCAGGUUCAAGAAACUGACUGGACAUUCUUUCCACAUGGGCUAUAGCAUGGCGAUUUUGAAUGGCAUCGUAGCUGCUCUUACUGUAGCAUGGUGCCUCAUGUAAACCCACACUGGAGCGAUAUUGUUGGCAAAACUUAAUCAUGAUUGUUUUGUAAUAACAAGAAGGAGCAUCACUGUCUACUCAGAAGACUGAGAAACCUGCUGUUCAUUAUGUAGUUCAGAUAUUUAUCACAAUCAUCCUCAUUAUGGAAGACCUUUUAAAGCAUUGUUUUAGAAUGUCUGAGUAUUAAGAUACAGAUUAAUUGGGAAUAUCUGAGUAUUAAGUUUUAAGUACUUUCUUCAGAGUAUAAGAUGUUUACCUCAUCUUUUUACUUUUGUGUGUGUAGUUCUUUCAAGUUGUAGGAAACAUUUUAAUGGAAUUUAAACUCAAAAACUUGAAUACAGGACAAUGCUUGCCUUUUCAUGUAUGUACUACAUUUUUUGCUAAGAAAUACUGAUAUUUCUGUUUAGUUGAGCUAGAAAUACUUCUUAUUUAUACAUUUAGGAAAGCAAAUAAUGCCUACUACUCCGACUUUUAUAGAAGCUACUUUUAAAUCAGAAUAUUUAAUUUUUGAUAUUCAUAUAAUUAAUAGAAGUUGCAUUUAUAUUUUUUAUGGGGCAUAGUUCCUUAUGUGUUUUUUAAUGUAUUUUCAUACUACAUAUUGAAUUUGUAUGUUUUUAAAAUUAUUACAUCUAGACAACUGUAAACAUUAUUUUUUUUAGCUAGUGCAAACCUAGUACCUGCCAUUUUUACUAAUUUUUUUCUUUAAAAAAAGCAAAAAAGCACAUUGACCUAAGUUUAAAAUUAAGUAAGUUUAUUUUUAACAAAAAAUGCCUGAAAAAAGCUAAAUUAUUUAAGUCAUUAAGAUAUUGAGAAAAAAUUUGAAAUUUUUACUAUUUCUAUUUCCACAAUUCCAAAUAUUUAUCUUGGUGUAUAUAUUGUUACUUUAACAGAACUUGCAUUAUUUUGUUUUUAAUAAAUAUAAACAUGAAA
Molecule: messenger RNA, 2162 nt
Organism: Pan troglodytes (chimpanzee)
Lineage: Eukaryota; Metazoa; Chordata; Mammalia; Primates; Hominidae
Gene: ARL6IP6
Product: ADP ribosylation factor like GTPase 6 interacting protein 6
Exons: 4
Coding region: 552-1232 (226 amino acids)
Source: RefSeq, a predicted model, not a curated record